GUUGCAUAUUGCGUCUGCCUUUCACAGGGGAAGGUAACGUGGCUCGGCUCUCGCGCGGUCGGUUGGGAAGGGAAGAUACUCGUCGUCUCUGCUUGUCGCUCAUCUUGAUCAUAUUCGGGAGCGAUGGAUAAAUAUUUUCCUUUAAAAACUUACGUGACAAGUAACACGACCUUUUAGUGAGUUAUUUAACAGAAAAGACGAGUGAGAUCGGAAAAUCAGAAUUCUAAGACAAAGUAAAUUAAUUGAGCAGGACAUCAUUUCAGAAAAGUCUAUCAUCAUUUUAGAGGACUGAACACUGUCCGUACCAAUAGUACCAUAAUUAGCACAGUGAACUGCAUCUCGUGAGAUAGAGUUUUAGCCAAUUAUUUUUAGGAAGGAAGAAGAAAUCAUGGCGAGUGUACUUAAAAGAUUCCACAAUUUCAAGAGCAACCAGUUCCACGGAGGAGCCUGUGGUGAAAAGAGGAGUCAGUCUCCCGUCCCCAGCACAGAGAAAGGACCCGUGGGUGAGGCAGAGGCCGACCCCGAAUGCCCCAUCCCCAGUGAACUCCUACACAGGAGGAAAGUCUCCAUAUCGAAGAGUGGGCGGUACAGGGAAAAUCACAAGAAGAGAUGCGCCCUGCUGGAUGAAACGAAGAAGGAACUGCAAACGCAAGCGAAAACCACGCCAUCCAGCUCCUCUGACAAAGACGAUCUGAGGACCAUGGGGUCUCUAAAAGACAAGGCGGAGAAGAACAAGGAGAACGAGAAGAACAGAGAGAACAUCAUCGUUCGGAGGGACAGCAUCAUCAGUGAUACCGACGGCCACGCUGUGGCUGACGAAAUCGAGUCCUUGGCCAAGACGCUAUGUAUAGAAAAUGCGCUGGAGACAGCUUUAUAGCCAAUGGGACGCUGUGGACGAGUUUCAAGCCAAGGGGAUGUCGAGAUGCCUGCGAGGGUCCAGCUGGGACGAAAACGCUGUAUGGACAAAAGUUCAUUCUUUCGACCUUGAUGUAGACAAUGGGACGAUGAAAACGGCAUUGUACAGUUGUCAGUGGGACGCUAUAAUGCUUCACAGAUAGUGCAUUCACAUUUUAGCAUGAUAAGAUGUGGUUGUUCAGCGACAUGUAAAUAUACCAAACAAAAGCGAAGCCGAGGGACUGUACUGGCGUUUUCUAGAUAACCUCGUUAUGAGGUGUGAGGCAAAUACAGGUAUUUAACAUCAUUUAGGUGUGCGUGACCUUACAGAUGACUUAGUUGUUAUCAGUAGUUCAUGUAGUGCAGGCCCUGUUUCUUUACAGUAUGAGUGAUGCAACCUAUAGUCUUCAUUACGGUCUAGAAAUUCCCAGCGAGGUACAGCAGGCAGCCCCACUACCCACAGCAAGACUUUUUGAUGUCCCACUGGUUACCACGAUUUUCAUUUUUGCUUUAGUAACAUUAGUUAUUAUUGUGAUAUUUAGGUUAUGACAUCUUCUGUUUCUUCCUUACUUUCUGUCCUCUUGUCUGUGCUUCUCUCGGAUUCCUGUCCACUCCUUUGAAAUGGAAAUUGUCACUCUGCACCCAUCGCUGGGCGAAAUGUGGCCAUCUGAAAGGCGUCUUUCUUUUGCAUACCUGCACUGAUGGAAAAGAGGAGGGUGGAAUUCCAUCACAAAUGUUUAGUUGCGGAUAAGAUCAAUUGACAAGUUUGUUGUGUUAUUAUCAUAUGGGUACAGAGGAAAAAUAAAACUUGGUUUAAUUAAUUAGCCGCUCUCUGCCUUGCCUACGGUAAAAUGCCUUGCUAACGUUACUUCAUGAAUUGUAAAAAAAACAAUGGCCACUGGAUGGACUGGAAUCUGCUGUCUCCCAGAUUAUAGAGAAAUGAAAUGAAUUCAUGCCCGUCAAAUGAUUUACUAAAUAUCAUCACCAUCAUCAUCAUUACUCGUAUUAACCAAACAUUUUCGAUAUGCACGGUGGUGAACUUGCAGAGAUUUUCCCUGAAUUGAACAACACAGUUAUGUAAACAGACAUUUUCGAGCAAAAUCUGAUUAACGUCAAUGCGACAAGAUAACAGUGAUGGUAAUGACGUCAAGUGUUAAUCAGAGCAAUAUUUUUAUAAUGAGCGUUGAGGAGAGGCUCAAACCAUCACUAUUUUUCUAGUAAUGGUAAUAAUAUACUAAUAAUAAUAAAAUGAGCUUUGAAUAUACGAAUAAUGUCAACGUACAUCCUUGUCUGUUUUCAUCUUUUUCAGGGCCUCUUCUUCACGUAUGCCACCUUCUCUGCUUAACUUAUCCUGUCUCCCGUCGCUCACGAACCAAUUUUCUCUCAUCCGCGUCAUUACAGAACAUUUCACUCAUUUUCCGUCGGCGUCAAAGCCAGUCAUUUUGACGUCAGAUGACAAACACCUCUUCAUUCCACGUCGUUGGAUCGCCUCCCCACUCGUUCAGUCGGCUUCUCUCUCAUUCUAAUCUUAUCUUUCUAUAGCAUCCUCAUUAUGAGUCACUGAUAACUCGUUUGCACUAAUUUUGUUCAUAUAUAGCCCAAGUUAAAGGCUGUGUGCCUACAGUCUCCGUGCAGGCACAGGAGAAGAGGAAAAAGAAACAUUGAAUUUAAUUAAGAGAAUAAAGUCAAUUAGUUUAGGUUCCAAGAUGGACCCCAAGAAUAAAAUGCCUACGAAGACAAGAGGUUUCUCAAGUAUUGUCCAAGA
Molecule: messenger RNA, 2659 nt
Organism: Macrobrachium nipponense
Lineage: Eukaryota; Metazoa; Arthropoda; Malacostraca; Decapoda; Palaemonidae
Exons: 2
Coding region: 389-877 (162 amino acids)
Source: RefSeq, a predicted model, not a curated record